AUGGACAGAAGGAAUAUAUAUAUCCUUGCAUUGAUUAUACUCAGUGCUAUUCCCUCUCUUGCUUACGAUAAUGUCACAGCCACUGGUAUAGAUUGCGAGUCGUUGGUGACAUGUGGGGAGUGUGUCACACACUUGGAGUGUGGUUUCUGUGUCAAGGAUAACAAAUGCGUGCAAGCCGGAUGGAAGGGUCCACUUGGCAAACAUAAUUCGUGCACGGAAGACAAAUGGGAAUAUCAAUUUGGACAAUGUUUCGUGACCCACAAACAAGCCCUUAUAGCCUUUUCUUCCGCCACGGCCGGAAUCAUACUCUUUGUGCUAACUCUCUGUAUGUGCUGCUGCUUAUGUCGGUGUUGCUUACCCCGUCGACGCCAUGACGAGGAACGCACACCUCUUCUCCUUGCCGAAACACUACCUACACAUCACUUCCGUCGUGGGUCGUUUUAUAAUUACAACCGUACUCGUCCGUUCGAACGACGCGGAAGAACACUAUCUUCGGGCAGUACAGCCAAUUCUUCGUCCUUGGGACUUAGCAGGACUUGGAGGACAGGAGAUGAAUAUUUGUAUAGCUAUCAGGCACCCGGCUACUCAUGGAUCGGAGACAGUCCGCCGGUGGAUUAUAAUACCGGAAAUAGUGCAGGAGAAUGGCGAAGAUGGGAGAAAAAACGAGAAGAGUUAUUGGCCAAAUAUGGAAAGAGUAAUGAAGGCUGA
Molecule: messenger RNA, 708 nt
Organism: Paraglomus brasilianum
Lineage: Eukaryota; Fungi; Glomeromycota; Glomeromycetes; Paraglomerales; Paraglomeraceae
Source: the annotation of a GenBank genome assembly